Messenger RNA from Trypanosoma rangeli, 5328 nucleotides. RefSeq lists its product as uncharacterized. NCBI's taxonomy places the organism in Eukaryota, Euglenozoa, Kinetoplastea, Trypanosomatida, Trypanosomatidae. The transcript has a single exon. The coding region runs from base 1 to 5328 and encodes 1775 amino acids. The record is from RefSeq and is a predicted model, not a curated record.
AUGCGCAGAGUGAAGGAGGGGGGAAAGCAGGAUGUCGCUGGUUCGUCAGCACAAGUGCUGGUUCAUGAAAUGGGGCCAGGCCUCCUCCGCAGGGCCUCACCAAAGCAAAGGCGUCGUUCAACGAGAGGGGUUUCCGACACCGCGGAGCUUACGGUGAGUUGUGCCAUGAGUGAAGUGUUGAACAGCGGCUUGCAUGGCAACUGCCCCACGUUGGAUGCCCAACUGUACCUUCGGCGCCGUGUUGCGGAAAUUGUGCGGCAAAUAGAGAGCGCCAGCAGUGCCCAUCACUUCUACCGUCACGUAGUGGAGAUAGAUGAACUUCUGCGCUGCGAUGCACCAAUGGGGUUUACGCCAUCCAUGGUUCUUGCGGGGGUGCCGGAUAUUCUCUACAUGCUGUCCGAUGCCGUGAAGCAAGGGUAUCUGCUCUACCCCACGGAAGUGGACACCGGAACCGUGCAGGCACUUACCCCGCUGCGUCGAAAUCCCGUCAAUUCGGCGUCGAUAGCGCCAUCAGCAGCUGCGAUGCCGUUGGCUGUCCUGACGCGUACCUCUGUGGGCUCUCUCGCUGCACAGACGGGAGAACGAGAGGAAAGAAUUAUGCACCGAUCCUGCACAAGUUCCAAAAUUGGCGCACAAACAAGAAUGAAGAGUGGCACGGGUAUUGGUGAAGUCACUACCGCCGAUCUGAGGUCCUUCCUGCCACCGCUGGUGCGCCGUCCUGCGCCCCCACCAUCAACGGAGUCGUUGCAGGGAAAGGCAGAGGGUGAGGUUUCCAUUUCUGCAGGACCAGACGCCCGUCACCGCAACACAGCACGGAUGCAAUCACAAUAUAGAUCGGCCUCUGGGACAACAACUGGAAAGGCGCGAAUGGGCGAGAAGCCAUUGCUCCCACGCGCACGAGGAGGUGCAAGGAUGAACUCUGUUGGCACUGACGCCGUGCAUUCUUCACAGUCUCAGCUCUGCAUGGCUACGUCAGUUAUGAAGCAGCAAGAACAACAGAAACCAAUGGUGUGGGGUGAGAAGGAGACGUAUGAUGUUGCUUUCUCUCCGCCUCCACCCAUACUCCGCGAUAUUCCGUCGGCGUUGCAGGCCCUCUUGUACCACUGUGCGCUUCCACUUGUUUGCCUAACACUGGACGAUCAACAUCAGCGCACCACUGCGAUUCGCCUGCUGGCUUCUGCGAUGGCGUCUAUUCUGCGUGUCACGCCAGACUGUGUUCACGUGAAACCAAUACCAGAUCAAACUGACGAAGCGGAUGUUGCCAGCAACAACGACAAAGUUGUUUCUGGCGAGGAGAAUGGAGUGAAGUGGGACGCUUCAGCGGUGCAGUUUAAAGAAAUUUUGUAUCGCAUUCGUCACGCAGCACUCACGUCGCUUAAUGUUCUCAUGACGCACGUUGAUGCAGAGGAGUUGAAGUGUGUGAAUCAGCACUUCGCGUCGCGCGAUAAAAGAACGUACGAGGCGACUGAUGUUGCGAUGUUGCCACAUGUAUUAUCAUGGAGGGAACGCAAUCGUGAGGAGACCACAACCGAUCAGGUGACUGAGAGUCAGGUAUCUGCGACGAAAUUGUCAUCGACGCCAGCUGGACCAAAAACAGGUCAUGUAGUCCGCCUAACACGCUCUCACUUGAAUGCAUCAUGGAACUUGCCGCGCAAAGAACGCCGUCACCGUACAGUGCCGGUAAGUCUUCAUAAUUGCGCUGUUGCCGUGGAUGUUUUUCGGCCCCUUAUAGAGCGUUGGACAGCCAUUCUACGUUACGGCGUGGUGGCGAAUGCGUUGCUGGACUCCUCUCGUCAGCUAUUUCAUCACCCGGCCCUCGUGACGGCGGGAGUCAUGGAAAAAAAGGAGUAUGAAAACGGUGCCACGGUGGUGAUUCUACCGACGGCGUCUGACGCUGAUAUAAGCCCCUACUCCAAGAGGAAAGAGGGGGGUUCGAGCCUUUCCGUCUCUAAAAUACGCAUGGAGGAGGAAGAUGCUGGGGAAAUUUACUUGUUGUUGAGGGCUUGUUUACACUUAUCUACGUACAAACAGCAUGCGCGUUGUCUUAUCGCGCCUGACGACAGCUCGGGCGCCGCGUACACCAGUUUUCCCGUCCUUCUUUGCUUAACAAUGGCUCGGUGUGCGGAGGGAGACAGGUGCCUCGCGCUGUGUGUGGAGUGUCUGUGGAACCUCCUGGAGGUGGUCCCGGAGGAAACAGUUGCGGCUAUUUUACGACACCGUGUGCAGGCUGCUGAGAGGAAGCACUAUGAAAAAGAGCGAACACUUUCGUCCUUGUCAGCCAGCGAGUCCCUGCUGUACUGUUUUCUCCAGGUUUUACUCACAGGGCAUCGGCGGCGUCAUCGGGAGUUGCGCAACGAUAUGGUGGUGCUGUUUAUGAUGAUCCUGAGGAGUGACACGGCAGUACUUCGCAAGCAGCAAGAGGUACUGCAACACUCCGCGGACGCUGCGGCGUACACACCACUGCCACCAUCAGCGAUUUGCGCCAUUAACGCCCUUGUGACAACGGUCUUUGAUAUGGUGUGUGGUCCAGAGUUACGUGAGAACGGGAAGAUGGCCCAAAUGAUACAACGACCUGUGGAGACGUUUUUGCGUUACCACACCGUGCUUUCACCUACAACGCGUGUGGAAAAUGUACAGUUUAAGCUGCUUGGAUGGCGCAUGUUAGAGGCCUUUUAUGAAUGGCAAAAUGCUCGUCUCACUGUGGAAUAUCUUUCCCGCGACCAUAGGCCUUUGACCAGAGAUACACCUCUUGUCGACACUAUUGAUGAUUACGGUGUUGGAGAUGAAUACAAGGAUGGGGGCAACACGUUGAUCUUUGAUUUGUGUUAUCAUGGUUUUAUACAUGUGCUGCUGCUUUACGUGGAUACAAUAUGCAGCGAAGAGCCUGUCGUAGCCUGGUCGCGUGAGGAGUUGUUGAUGUUGCAGGAAGAGGCCUGGUUUGUUCUCCUUGGAUUGAUGGAAUCUGCUGUGGCUGCACCCCCUGCCUCGCUCCAAGAUGAAAUGGGAAGGAGCGAACUGUCGGCGCAGUUUCUUUCCACGAGCGCCGAAAACAGCACGCUCGACGAAAGCGUAAUAGCGAAGUUGCCGCUAGUGAAGGCGGACACCCAAUUUGUUGCAGCCAAUGGCAUUCUGUGUGCCGUGCGUUACAUCUGUGAGGUCACCACGAGGGACGCGGAGGCGCUGGUGUGCCUUGCAGUGCGGGUGCUUUCCGUCUUGAGUCGCUGCCCCGCACACCGGCCUGCGCUCCUCACCGCGAGCAUGUUGACUUUCUCAUCGGCGUCGUCGUUCACUGAAAGCGUCCCUUUGCUUCUGGAGGUUGCGGUGCAUGUUCUCCUGAGCUUUAUGGAGAGAGCUUUGCCAGCGGUGGCGUUGCCAUCUUUACUUGCGUCAUCGAAGGUCUGCAAAGGUGCCAGCAGUUCGAUGCCUUCACACUACAACUUUUAUGCAGAUGCAACUGGAUCGACGCUGAGUGGCGUUGCUAACGGUCGAUCAUUAAUGCAAAGUAAAGCCAUGACUGAGACCCCGCGGCGCUGUGCGGAGGCAGUGAGGGAAACCCCAUCCACUAUCGCAGGCUUCAGCACCACCCCAGAAGGCAACUGGGGUGAAAAGGCAUACUUCAAGGCAGCUGAAGUGGAUGUCGUGGUUCAUUGUCUCUUGUUGUUGAAUAACAUCGUUGACGGUGAUCCUGUUGAUGCUUUGGCGACGCAACAAGCUUUUAUCUCGUUGAAUGGUGUAUCGCUUCUUCUUUUCUUGGCGAGGGCUUCGUUGGCGGUGUUGCCCUCCGCUUCUUCCCCUUAUUCUUCCAUGGUGGAUGGAGGCCGCAGUGAGCUGCUCUUGGCCGUGCUCAGCUGCUUUCGCACCUUCAUACUCGGCAAUGCAGUGGCCCAGGCACAGUUUGUGCAUGAGGAUGGCGUUCAUGUGCUGCUUUCUAUUAUUGCUGUCCUCGUGGGUUGGUGGGAGCAUGCGGCUCUGAAGGGCCCCAAAGCAAUAACCACUGGCGACAACUCACCGCUUACCCCAACGCUGACCUUUCUUGCUGACAUUCUGUACGAGAGUGAGGAGGCGCAGGAGGCAUUUCUGCAAUGGUCCACGUAUGACAUGCAGAAACCAAAUGGCAUGGAAGAUGAUGACUGCACAAACGCGACGCAGCUUCUGCUACGCCUCUGGGAGGAGGGAGAGGAGGAGAAAGAGGAAGAGGAGGGGGACCUAGAGGGCAUUGCCGCGACCACCCCACUGCAUAGGGCGAUGGCUCGGGGAGCUGCCACACAAGACAAUGAUGCACCUAACAUCCAGAACGCGGAAGAAAAGGUAGUGACGGAUGCAAAAGAGGAUGAGGAGGAGGAGGAGAAGCGGGUGCCAAAAGACGCCACAGGAGGCCUAGAUGAUUUGUCGAGUGACAUUGGCUCAGAUGGUGGUGCCUACACCAAAACUUCGGAGGCUCCAAUCCUCCAUCCCGACCGGUGGGGUCUGGGUCUCAUUGGAAUCCACGAUCGCGAAUCGCUCAAGGCAGAACUUCUGAAUCGUUACAGUGAGUUGGAAGGCGCCAAUGUGGAGGUGUCUGAAAGUACGAGCGCAACCGAUGCGACGACGCUGCGGGCGCGGCGACGGUUGUCAGCAGCCCUGCACCGUGUGCUUGGGUUGCGCGCGAAGGUAUACGCUUGUUUUGAUGCUGUUGGUUUUCAUCGUAUUAUCAAUGUAAAAACGAGUGCCAUGGAACGAGUGAAGCUGUUGCACGCUGCCGCUUUGCCAUCCUUAUGUGAAGAUGAAGUAUGGGCUGCUGUGUCUGAAGCAGUGGACUUGCAUGACCAGGUUGUGAUUAUAUCACGCCCGAAAGGUAGCAAGAAGCAGGUUUCCGAUGAAGUUGAAGUCGCGUCGAGACCCCCGUUGGUAGUGAAUCCUAUCAUUCCAGAUGCCGACCAGCUUGUGCGGGUGUUAGUCGACGUGGAGGCGCGUACGACGGAGCUGCAAAAUCUUUCGCAGCUGUGUCUUGACAUGUACGCCGCGCACAAGGAGGAGGCGACACAACAAUUUUUGCUCUCACGACUGCGGCAAGGCGCUGAUGACACCAAAGUCUUGGCUCUUGUGCAGCAGGCACGCAGACGCUUCGAUCCCAUCGGCAACAAGAGCACGGGGAGUAUCUUUGAUCACGUUAUGUCCCGUGUUGAGCGGCCUGGCAUGGAACACGUCGAGUUAGUGUCUGCCUUUUCGCGUACGCCGGAAGGAACAGGGACUGUGGGUAACCGAAGGCUCUCGACGUCACGGCUGACGUUGUUGCAGAAGAAACGGAAACGAGAAGUCAUGAUAAAGAGCAGUUACCGAAAAAGCUAA